AUGGUCUUUAGCGAAUGUAUUGGAAGAUACCAAAGAUGGGGCUUGGGAGCUCCGCUCCGCUACUCUGCAUGGAAAGGUCUGGGCUACUUUCUGCGACACUUUUUGACUGUGCUACAUUUUCCAGCAGCAGUGAAAAGCUGUUUCAUUAAAUCAGAGGUCAACUCCCAUUUUCCAUUAAGCUUUUCUGUGACUGGUUGUGACCAAUAUACAAUAUUUACAGCACUAUAUAUUCCAAAGAGUCCAGCAUGGGAACACAGCUUCGCUAUUUCUUCCAUACAAGGUCUUCUUAUAAUGGAAAUGAAAUACUAUAUCACACAAGUCACUAUCAGCCUUUUAAUUUGCUUUUCUGUGGUGUCGGCUCAAGGUGAAGGAAGCUGUGUUGGGAGAUGUGGUGAAGGGUAUUUUCGAGAGUAUUCUUGCCAUUGUGAUUAUAACUGUAUGUCUUAUAUGGAAUGCUGCCAGGACUUCAAGGCAGUGUGCACAACAGAAAACUCCUGCCGUGGAAGAUGCCAUGACGGCUUCGUAAGGGGACAGGCGUGUGACUGCGACCCCAGCUGUGUAAAUUAUGGCAAGUGCUGUCCAGACUAUGAGUCAAUCUGUGCUAAACCAAUUCAGAGACGCUCGCCUGCCCCACGACCCCCUGAAGAGAGAAGUAACCCCCCUGAUUCUUCAAAAGAGAAAGAACCUGACAAGGAACUAGAUAAAGUUCCACAAGAAACAGAUCAGAGAAAUGGAGAUCUGCAAAGGAAAGUACCCAAAAAGCCAUCUAAGAAUAAAAUUGGUGACAAAAUGAAUGGUUCUGAUCAGCAGCCAAAAGACCCAAAAAGGAACAAUCCAUCCUCAAAGCCCACCCCUAAAAAGCCUAUGAAAAAAUAUCCCAAAAAUCCAAGAAAGAAGAAAAAUAAGAAAUUAUUAAUGCCAAAAGGAGACACGGAAGAUGCCAACGAGAAAGCACCUUCAACCCCGAGUUUAAAACCAUCACCAAGAAAAAAGAACAAAAAAAGGAAAGUUAAAUUUGCCACUGUUAAGCCAGGAAAAAGGAGAAGGAAGAUUAUAAUACAAUAUGAAGAUGAACCAGAAGAGUCUGCAACCGCAACACCACCACCAAAUGUCAAAACACCACAACCAGUGAAAGAAAAAAAACGACCACCUAAAAGAACGAAAAUCCCAAAGAAGAAACCCAAGAAACCUGUAGAGGCAGAGGAGGAGGUUGAAGAAACAGAGGAAAAUGAAACAUCAUCUAUGUCUUCUACUACUCGGACAAAGGGGACCACAAUAAAACGAUCUAGAACAGACCAAAAGAAAAAGAAGCCAAAAGAUAAAAAAAUUAAUCCAAAGGCUAAUGCAACAGAACCAAAUAAAGAAGGUUUCGCUCCAUCAUUACCACCACCUCCUGACAAUAAUGAAAAUGCACUGACACCCCAAACUUCACAUGUUGGUGAUGAAACUGGAGAUCCAAAUGGCUCACAGGAAGAUUCUGCUGAUAGCCCACCCUCACCAACCACUCCAAAAACUACAAAGAAACGGUCUCCAUCUAAAACAAACAAGAAAAAGAUGAAUAAACAGCAAGAGAAUGAUGAGCCAAAGACACCAAACAAUAAAAAGAAGCCUCCAAAGAAACCUUCACCUAAAGAUAUAAAAAGAAAAAAGAAGACUGAUCCUAAGGAUGAAAAGCAAGAUCCUUCUAAGGGCUCAGAUACACCAGCCAAAAAGAAAAUAAAGAAACCAGUCUCCAAAGGUCCAAAGAAGAGAAUAAUAAAGGUUUUGGUGGAGGAUAGUACAGACGAUCCAUCAAAAGCAGUCGAAAAAAAGAAACCUUCAGACAAACCUUCACCUAAAGACAACAAAAAACAAAAGGUCGAUCCAAAGGAAGAAAGACAAGAAACAGUGGAAAGUGAGUUCACAAGUUCUUCUCAAUCAUCAUCUUCCCAUCGACGAAGCAAGUCAACAUCCAGGCGGUUGUCUGAAAAAAAUAAAGAUAAAAAUAAGAAAAAGAUUCCUGAUGAAAAGCCUUUAGUGCCUCCAAGGAGAAAAAAGGGCAAGGACUUUCUUCAAACACCUGAACCAACUCCUAGAGAUGAAGGUUCUGGAGAUGAUGGAAGUGGAAUGGAGUUUCUGCAGACAACCCCAUCAACUACUUCUCUACCAAUAGAAGCCUUUUAUAGCACAAUUGUGGAUGGAACCAUUAGCUCAGAAAGACCUAAACCUCUAUCUACAGAUGAACAUUCCUUGAAAACUACCCCUGUGAUGAACAUUUCAACUGAUCUUUCAAGGGCUACUACCGACACAACUAAAGAACCUUUCAAGCAAACAGAAAAUUCUGCCCAACCAACAGAAGAACGCACAACUUCUUCUAGCAUUGAAAUGGGAAGUAAAGAGAAUAGUACAAGUACAGAAGGGACAAAUGGAUAUUCAUCUCCAACUGCUGGAUGGAAAACCAACGAUUCGCCAACUUCUAAACAAGAACUCACUUCAUUUGGCAACAGAACAUUUGUAGAUUCUAAGGAGACAAUAACCACCAAGUCAACCACACAACCAAUGGAAAGUGUUUCUACAGCAACACAAGUGAACAUUGAUUCUUUGCAAUCCACAGUUAAAUCAUCAGAAAAACAACAAGAAAACAAUACCAAAAAAGUAACUACUGAACCAUUACUAACAGAACAGCAGACUGAACAUCCUUCAGUUUCUUCCUUUCCCAACAGUACGGUAAAAUAUGAUUUGGAACAGAAGCCUACUGUGCUAGAAAGUGAUAAUAGGAACACAAUGGGAACAAAUAAUUUGAUGGCAACCAGUACUAAAUCAACACCAACUACUAUAAAAAAUCUUAGAGAAAACACUGGAAGCUCAGCUACUGUGAAGGCCAUUUCUGUUGAACAGAUGGAAAAUAAAUAUAACACUAACCCUCCUCCACCACUUGACCAGUAUGGCAUCUGUGAGAUGCUGCUUGAUAAAGAGAACAAACUCGGGAUAUCAGAGAGUGACCUCCAGCAUAUAAGGGAAAUAUGUAUGGAGAUACAUUCCAACUUUACAAGUGUAAGUACCCCUUCUUCAGAAACAAAGCUGCCUUCACAAAAUCCUAGUGAUAGUCCACCGAAACACAUGACAACUCAAUCCAGAGUGGCUCAACCAAAUGAGAAACUGCUGCCCGGACCAGGAAUUAUUCAGAUUGUGGAGGAGAUCAGCAGAAGGAUGCAUUUGCCUCCAGCAACGAAUAUAACACCAUUUCCAUCUGAUAAUACAAGAUCAGCAGCCUGGAUAUUACUACUUAAGAGAAUCAGAAGUCCACAUGAUCCCCAGAUGAACUUAUGCAAUGGACAACCUGUGGAUGGAAUGACCACCCUGCAAAAUGGUUCUAUGGUAGUUUUUAGAGGUCAUUAUUUCUGGAUGCUGAACCAGGGAGGAGCUGUCAGAGAAGCAAGGAAAAUUAGUGAUGUGUGGGGCAUCCCUUCUCCUGUUGACACUGCGUUUACACGAUGCAACUGUGCUGGAAAAACAUUCUUUUUUAAGGGUCCACAGUAUUGGCGUUUCACCAAUGAUGUCAUGGACAAGGGAUAUCCUAAAGAAAUUGCCAAAGGAUUUGGUGGUCUGAAAGGUAAAAUCGCAGCAGUUCUAUCUGUGGCUGGAUUCAAAAGAAGACCAGAGUCUGUUUAUUUCUUCAAAGGAGGUGGAAAAGUUCAGAAAUACACAUUCCGGCAAGAGCAAUCAAAGCGAUGCACGAAAAAAAAGCAGCCUAAUGUCCAAUACCCAAUCUACUCUCCCAAUAUUCAAACGGUGAAGUAUCGAUAUCCACGAGAUAUAUUGAAGCAGCAGAAAAAUAUACAGAGAACUAUAAUAACCAUUAAGCAGGAGCCAUUAGGAGUUCUUCACCAAGAAGUUUCAAUUCGAUCAACCUGGAGAGGGGUCCCUAACAACAUUGUUUCUGCAAUCUCUUUGCCAAGUUCCAAGAAGUCAGAUGGGUUUGAUUAUUUUCUUUUUUCCAAAGAAAAAUAUUACAACAUAAACAUAGCCAGUAAAGUUGCAGUGAAGCCGCCACCCAACUCUGAACAGAAAGUAUCAAAGGACUGGUACAAGUGCAAAGAAUGAGACCAAGAAAGAAACAAGAAAACGAUUUAAUAAUAAAGAAUUUUAAUUUUCGCUCAUAGAAAAAAUGCUUAAACUUUACGAUCAUUCUAAAAACACAACAGAACAGCCUAUUUAUUCAUAAAUGCAGAAAACAUGCGGCUCUCUUAAAUGUUACUUCGGUUUAUUCCGCCUCUUCCCCUAAAAUCAGAGCCACCUGGGGGGAAACAAACAAACAAAAAACAUUAAUAUUGCCUGGUAUAUCACAAGUCAACAACCUAAAUAAAGAGCCAUUGGGCCUGUACCAGCCCUAUCAAUACAUUGAUACAAGAACCCCCCUUUUGGACAUAGUCUUAAAAAAAACUUUAAACCAAUGACAUGGGAGGGGGGGGUUUACAUCUAUUUACUUUAACUUUUGCAUACAACAUGUAUGCAGGGAUGUCAAAGAAAAUAGCAGAAUUGCAUGAUUGCCUAUUUAUGAAAAUAAUCAAAGCAUCAGACUGAUCUUGUGCUGCCUCCACCACCAAUAUUUUGUGAAUAAAUUCUUAUUUCUUUAAACAA
Xenopus laevis (African clawed frog) is the source of this 4620-nucleotide messenger RNA. It is a transcript of the gene prg4.S, whose product is annotated as proteoglycan 4 S homeolog. Lineage: Eukaryota; Metazoa; Chordata; Amphibia; Anura; Pipidae. The record is from RefSeq and is a predicted model, not a curated record. The transcript is spliced from 25 exons. The coding region runs from base 1 to 4083 and encodes 1360 amino acids.